Linum tenue is the source of this 591-nucleotide messenger RNA. Lineage: Eukaryota; Viridiplantae; Streptophyta; Magnoliopsida; Malpighiales; Linaceae. The record is from the annotation of a GenBank genome assembly.
AUGUACAGAGAGGCUUUGGGGGAGUACCAGACCAAAUUCCACGAUGUGAAACUGGGCUUGGCUAGGGCCAUGUCCCUAAACCUAGGGCAGGAAGUGUCCUAUAUCGAGAAUGCUUUCAGUCUGGAGUCAGGCCUAGACGUCGCUGCUAUGAAUUUUUAUCCACCAAACUUGAAUUCGAAGGGCACCAUCCGGCUGGCUGACCACACCGAUCCUGGCUUCAUCAUCUCCCUUGUCCAAAACUUGGACGGUGGCCUUCAAAUCCUAACCCAUCAAGGAAAAUGGGUUAACGUCCACAUCCCUCCCAACGCCAUCCUAAUCCAAGUUGGGGAACAUUUGGAGGUUCUAACAAAUGGCAAGUACAAGAGUCGCAUCCAUCAUGUGACGGGCAACUACAAGGCAAAAAGGAUCACCCUGGUCACACUUCAUGGGCCAUCUGCAGACAAAUUUGUUGCUCCGGCGCAAGAAUUUGUGGACGAUUCCCACCCGCUGGCUUACCGUGGAAUGACAUACUCGGAUGGGUUGAAAUCCAAUGAUAAUCAUGAGAUUGAAGUUCAAUCAUGCACUGCACAACACAGAAUUCUUCUACCCUAG